CAACCGGACGCAGACAGUUUCCGGGCCGGAAAAGCACGAAACGAGAAACGAUUUGCAUUUAUCCAAAAAUAUGAACUUUGUACAGUUUUUCUGCGGUGUCCUACCGUUCUAUUAAUAGAAACACUGUCAGACUACCGUGACUUUGAACGUUACAUGACCUGCGUCCAGGCUGCCCAUAAAUCCCCCUCUAUCCUUCACAACUAUGUCAGGAGCAGGUAAACAAACGGCGGCUACGAAAGCAGUUGUUUCUAGAUUGCGGGCAGUGAGGGCGUCGAAAAGAGCUGACAAAUCAUCUCCAGCGUCCACUCACAACUUCAUGGAAAGACUGCCGCGUGAGAUUCUGAUUAAGAUUCUGUCAUACCUGGAUGCGCCUGCACUCUUCACCAUCAGCCACGUCAAUAAUCUCUUUUAUCUGCUCGCAAGCGAUAAUGCUCUCUGGAUGAAAUUAUACCUGGCUGAGUUUAACAAGAACAACAAGCAGAAUUCCAAAGGUGUACAAGAGCUGCUGCUGGACUUGCAGGAUAAAGCUGAGGACUAUUGGAAGAGGCAGUACCUCAAAACCUUAGUGGCCCGUGACACAAGAAAGUGGAAACGAGUUCUCGCAAACGUCAGCUGUCACACUGGUCUCCCAAGCCAAACAGAGCAGGUCCUCAGAAACUUGCACGUCACCUGGGAACUGACAAUUACUGAUAAGUCAGGACACAAGAGCACUUUAGAGCUGAGCUGGUCCCAGUUCUUUCAGACUAGUCUGACUCUGUGCUGGAGUGGAGAAGGUUCGUUGCCCAAAUACGAGCGGAUUGCCACCCUUCAACUCCAUGGUGUCAAGAGGACUGCCCUCAGAUGCCCCGGCCUAAAGAAGAGGUCCCUCAUGGCAAAGUUGGACACGCAUCCUCUAACUAAAAGCACACAGGUCAUCGGCCAGGACAGACUGGUGCAGCUGCAGCUGCUCCAGCCUGGAAUCAUUAUCGGUGUCUGGAGGGACCAGUGCUCCCUUGCCUUCAUCAUGCUCACCCUCCAUUUCCACAGGCUGGUGGAGAGAAGCAUUCUGGGAUCUUUAGACUGGCCCUAUGAGGAGCCAAGUGUCAAACCUCCUUUCGACGACAUAGACCCUGAAUACGGUCUCCAUGGUUACCAGCUACACAUUGUUCUUCAUGACACUGUAUGCGAGCUCAUGUCUGGAAGCUUUUCAAAGCUUUUUUGCCCCAGAGCUGAGAUCUCUGAUGGAAUGAUCAAGCUUACAGCCAUUUGCAGGACCAACCUGUCACAGCACACUCCUCUGGCAGGCGGCGUCGCCCUGCAGUGGCGGUGUGACGUCCUGCAGGGAGCAGUAGAGAACUGCUGCUUCAUGAGUUUGACUUUGCUGGAUGAGUUCAGGAAACCAUUCAAGUGUGUCAGUUCUCCCGUCUCCUUGAGGCAGGAGGAGACGCCUGUGUCAUAUGACUACGAUGGCCAGCACUACACAAUCCACUACCAGGGCUCAGGCCUCCAAGUGAAGAUGCAGCUUGUAUGGCUGAAGGAACAGAAUCAAUUUACUCUAAUCAGUUUAGUUCUGUAUAUAAGCAUUUGUGAGGUCAACAAACAUUUUGGAAAAAAGUACUAACUGUUUGCUUUCAAGGAUGCUCCAAUAGGGUGUCCAUCUUGUGGGUCAUUCACAGGAAUUUGACAGUUCUAUCUGAAACUGUUUAACAAGUUCAUUUUGUUUUGCUUUUUUUCUUCCUUCUACACUUUUUUUCCCUCCUCCGACUUUUUAAACUGUUAAGUGUUGCCCAUGCCUCAUAUUUAAUGUUUACAGAUCUGCUAAACAAUUAAUUAUUUAUUGUUUUCUACAGAGCGAUGAUCAACACAUUUUGUUCGCACACAUAAUAUAGCGGAGGGGGCUUAAAUGUUCUAUUUGUUCAGUUGUAUCUUUUU
Messenger RNA from Menidia menidia (Atlantic silverside), 1911 nucleotides. The record is from the annotation of a GenBank genome assembly. NCBI's taxonomy places the organism in Eukaryota, Metazoa, Chordata, Actinopteri, Atheriniformes, Atherinopsidae.